Molecule: messenger RNA, 605 nt
Organism: Ochlerotatus camptorhynchus
Lineage: Eukaryota; Metazoa; Arthropoda; Insecta; Diptera; Culicidae
Gene: mRpS23
Product: mitochondrial ribosomal protein S23
Exons: 3
Coding region: 78-578 (166 amino acids)
Biological process (GO): translation
Cellular component (GO): ribosome; mitochondrion
Molecular function (GO): structural constituent of ribosome
Source: RefSeq, a predicted model, not a curated record
UGCGGACGGCACACAUUUUCCUUCGGUAAAUUUUCUUAUAGAAUUAUCCUAAUCGUUACGUGUGAAACAACCCGAAAAUGGCCAGCAGUCGUCUAGAGAAGAUUGGCACAAUCGUAUCUCGUACCCAAGGGCUUUUACGUUCCGGUGCAAUGAAAUGGGAUGACCGACCUCUGUGGUACGACAUUGUCAAGGCAUUUCCUCCGAAGGAAGAACCGCGUUUCGAUCGCCCUGCACCUAAUGUUUCCGUGAAGCCCAUCUUCUACCCCGAGGAUAUCAUUCGGUCGAAAUUCCAUAAACAGAACCGAAACCAGUACGUGACGAACCUGGCUGACACGCGCAACAAAACCGCCACGCAGCAUUUCGUAGAGAUCUAUCAAAACUUACAACAGCAGGGAGCAUUGGACGAAGAAAAGGUAUUCGAAACGGCUCAGGAACUGCUGGAUGAAAAAUUGACUCAGUUAAAGUACGAAAAGGCGGCCGCACCCGUGGGGCAGCAGCCGACGAGUGUUGCUCCGACGCAGUUGGCUAACGAUACGAAAGCUAAAACCGUUCAAUUGGAGGAUAUUUUCAAAGAAUAGAAGUUUAGUCUUGGUUAAUAUAGUGGA